This is a messenger RNA of Centruroides sculpturatus (bark scorpion), 3256 nucleotides long. RefSeq lists its product as uncharacterized. The coding region runs from base 223 to 2760 and encodes 845 amino acids. The record is from RefSeq and is a predicted model, not a curated record. NCBI's taxonomy places the organism in Eukaryota, Metazoa, Arthropoda, Arachnida, Scorpiones, Buthidae. The transcript has 15 exons.
UUGUAUCGCUUUCUCAAUAUGAGGACGAGUACACGUGCACCGGAUAACCUCGGUACAAAAGAACCUGAAUGUGCUGCUUAUCUUCGUCACCUCGACAUGGGAAAUGAGGAAAGUAUAUCCGGAUCACAUUUGUAGAAGUUUCUUCGUUGUCUCAGUUACGAGCGAUAGACCUCGGGUGAGGUUGAGUUCAAGGAUAAUUUCACAUUCUAGAAUAUUUUUGCCAUGAGUUCAACAGACCUCAAUGUGCCAGGGCAGGAAUUGCAACACCAUUUACAGAAAAUGAAGGUGGAUAUUUUGAGAGAUGUAGAAGAUAAAAUCGAUCAAGCAAUGGAUCAACUAUACGAUGUCUUGGAUUCGCAUAAAUCAAUUAUAUCGGAGAAUGAAAAUCAAGAGAAUAAUUUGAAAAAAAAAUUUUUGGUUACAAAAGCUAAAAACAUCUGGCAACACUACUUGUGUGUCUGUGAAAGCAUGGCUGUUCCUGAUCGAGUGUUCCCGGAUCUGAGUGAAUUUCGUCUGCAAGAUCUAUUUCUAGUGACACAGAAUAAACAAGAAAGCAUUCGGUGGGCGAUGGACAAUGGUCUGCUAAAAAAACAACGCAUUUGCGAAAACGGACGUUGUGUGGGAGUAAAUGCAAUGAGAUUAGAAGAGACGGACAGAACAGACGGCUUAGUUUGGCGAUGUUCAGCAGGUAGGGCUUGUCGAAAAAAGAUUUCUAUUCGCAAGGAUUCAUUUUUCGAAAACAGCCAUUUGCCAGUAUCAAAAAUUCUUCAAUUAGCAUAUCUGUGGGCCUUUCAGCUCGACAAACAGGACUUUCUCAUGAGAGAACUUCAGAUUGCUUCUGCCCACACAAUUCUGGAUUGGAAACAGUUCUGUCGUGAUAUAUGCCACGAAUGGUUUCUUCUAAAUCCAAUUGUCAUUGGAGGGUCCGGCCACACUGUUGAGAUUGAAGAAAGUUGUUUUGUUCGUCGGAGUCGUCUCGUCAGAGAACAGUGGGUUUUUGGAGGAUAUGAUGUGCGUACCAAGGAAAGUUUCAUGGUCGCAGUAGAUCACCGAAAUGCCUCCACGUUGCUGCCCAUCCUACAGAAGUUUGUUCUACCUGGAACAACUGCAGUUUCUGAUUUGUGGGCCAAAUAUAAUAUCUCUGGAAACAAAGAGUACCAACAUCUUACUGUAAAUCAUUCGGUGAACUUUGUCGACCCUGUCACUCAUGCCACCACAAAUCGUGAGAAAUGUAUUUGGCAGAAGGCCAAGGAAAAGAAUAAACGUUGCUUUGGUAAUCGUCGUGCCAUGCUAAAUAAUUCUCUAGCAGAAUUUUUAUGGCGUCAACAAUUUCAAAGAGAUGCGUUUAAAAAUUUUAUUUCUCAAGUGCGUCAGUUCAGAGACUUAUUUAAAGUAACUCAUCUUCAGUCUAUCUAUAACAUAUGUGCAGCAUCAUUAUUUUUACUUAUUUUCAAAACUGCAUUACUUUAUGCAUGUGAUCCAGAGAAGUUAAUUGAAGAUUUAGAAAUAUUAUCCUGGGGUCUUGGUUACUUUUCUAUUGUUGUGAUAGUAUGGCUAAGUAUGAAUUUAAGUAUCAUUGGAAUUAUUUAUCCUUGUUUAAGAGUCUGGUCUUCUACUCGAUAUCCAAGCAAACAUAUAGGAUGCUUUGACUUACUGUUUGGAGCUUUUUAUAUUCUUUACCAAAUGAUGCUACUUUUUAUACCUGCAUUAGUGGUUACAUUAUAUAAUAUUCCUCAAAUAUCCUCAUCUAUCAUCAUAUUUGAACAGGUACGAUUAAUGCUGAAAGUUCAUGCAUUUGUGAGAGAGAAUGUUCCACGUGGUAUCAAUUUUAAACCACAUGAAGAUGAUAUACAGAAACCAUACCCAGAAAUAAGGAAUCUCAUUUACUUUUUAUUUGUUCCCACUCUUGUUUACAGAGAUAAUUAUCCUAGGUUGCCAAGAACAUCUUGGAAGAAAGUAGCAAUAUAUUUUGUUCAAUUUGUUGCAUGUAUUUUCACUACAUUUGUACCUUUCUGCCGAUUUCUAGUGACAACAUUUAGUCAAGUUGGAUUUAUUCAAUUCACAAAAGCAGAUAUUAUUUUAAUUCAAACAAAAGCAGUACUUGUUGGUAGUCUUUGCAUGUUUUUGUUAUUUUAUGGAAUGCUGCAUUGCUGGUUAAAUAUGUUUGCUGAAAUUUUACGUUUUGCAGAUCGCCAAUUUUACUCGAAGGAGGUGUUCAAGUCUUGGUCAAGAGAGUUAAUAGAGUUUCAAAGCAGAAUUCUAGUGCUACAUAAGCAGUUGCCCCAUGUACAUUUUCAUGUUGAUGAAUGGGAAAAAACUAGAGUUGAUGGAACUAGAAAAUUGAAGCAUAAUGCUGUCACUUCCAUAUUUUUUUAUGCAACACCUAAAAUAUCUAGAAAGGUUCCACCACUUCACACAGUAAGAAACCCACUUCCUUCAAAAGCCUGUAAAAUUUCAAAAGAUGAUGCAAGUUCUGUUGAACAAGCAUCAAAAAAUUCUGGAAGUAAAGGAUCCGAUGGAGGUCCAGGUAACGUAACUGGUAUUUGCAUGUUUUUUCUUACAGUUUGGGUUAUGUUUUUAACUCGACAAAAAAAAUCAUCAGGAUGGAACAUCUUUCUUUGGACAGGAUUAUUUUUUGGAUGGGGACUUAUGAUAUUUUUUUACAGUUUGGAGUGGUAUUCUAGAAUUAAUUGCCCAUCUCAUUCAAAUUCCUGGAAAGAUUACAUAAUACCAAGAACUUGGAGCUGCAUCUCAAAUUGAAAAUUCUGUAUAUAUUUAUAAAGUUCUGUUUAUUUAAAAUAUUCUGUUUAAUUUAAUUACAGGCAUUAUAAAGUAACUUAAUAAACAUUUCAUAAUAUAAAAACUUGAUAAAUUAAAUUAUAUAAAAAUUGAAUAUUCAUUAAACUGAGUGUGUCAAAUGCAUUUAACAUCAUGGGCCAUUUAAUGCUACUGAUAAGAUUCAAGCGAGCCAUAUCGCAUUUUCAAAUUUUCUUAAAAUUAUAUUUUGAAGUGAAGAUUCGGGAACAUACAUAGGAUAAUUAAAACAUAUUAUGUAGUUAACACCUAAAUAGGGGGCUUUCCCAUAGACUUACCUGGAAGCAUCCCACUUGUCAAAUCGCCCACGUGUCGCGUUGUCAUAUACGAAAAAUCCAAAUAUAUGUUGUUUUAGUUUUUAAUAAAAAAAAAGUAUCCACAAGAAUAAUGCAUAAUUGUUAUUUAUUUUGAAUUUACUGGUUACAGCUGUAUAUUCGUUUGU